Adineta ricciae is the source of this 825-nucleotide messenger RNA. The record is from the annotation of a GenBank genome assembly. Lineage: Eukaryota; Metazoa; Rotifera; Eurotatoria; Adinetida; Adinetidae.
AUGAUUAUCAUAUCAAGAAUUGAUUUAAGUUUUACACAGUUUUUACCAAUAACAUCUGAUUUUGAUGCUUAUGGUCUAAAAAUAACUGGUAAUGAGAUUAUGUUAAUUGAAGUAUUGGGUGAUCUUCAAAUCUUCUCUAUACGAUUUUCUCCAUAUAAUUCAACAUCUGAAUCUCUUCAAUGUUCAAUUGAAUACAAUGAAUUAACACAAUAUGUACAUUCAGUGGGUGUUGGUAAAAAACAAAAUUUAACACAAUCAUAUUUCUUUUUCGCUGGUGAAAUCAUAUCAAAUAAACAAUUAUUGAAUAGUUUAUCUCACAAUACUAGUUUCUUUAUUGGUAUAUUAUCUCAUAAAGAUCCCAAAACCGACCAGAAUACAAAAACAUCAUUAAAUUGCAAUCAUUUUCAAUAUGAAUCAUUUCAAUUUAUUUCAGCGUAUGAUCAUCAAGAAUUUUUUGUCUUUAGUGUUGAACCUUAUGGUCAAUAUGCAAUAGGUUUAGCAAAAGAUUUUAUUUUUAUUUAUCAACCAUUUUCUGGCAAAAUGAUAGAAAUAAAAAAUAGUAGUCUUGUAUGGCCUACGAACACAACAUUCUUACCCAUAGCAGCUGAUACACAUGUAUUAUAUACAAUUGUUGUUGGAUUCGUUAUUAAUGGUCCUUUAUUUCGAGUUCGUGCAACUCCGACAGUUUAUGUUAUAUCAAAUUCUAAUUUGACAAUAUUAUCAAUAUGGUCUUAUACAGCUGCACUUAAUUCAUGGCAAUCAUAUUUAACUUAUUCAAAUCUUAAAAAAUGGUCAAAUCAAUAUGCUAUGUCAAUUAAUAUNUGA